This is a messenger RNA of Pseudomassariella vexata, 1230 nucleotides long. RefSeq names its product RIO1 family protein. Gene Ontology annotation, molecular function: ATP binding; protein serine/threonine kinase activity. The transcript has a single exon. The coding region runs from base 1 to 1230 and encodes 409 amino acids. Gene Ontology annotation, cellular component: cytosol; nucleus; preribosome, small subunit precursor. Gene Ontology annotation, biological process: maturation of SSU-rRNA; protein phosphorylation. Lineage: Eukaryota; Fungi; Ascomycota; Sordariomycetes; Amphisphaeriales; Pseudomassariaceae. The record is from RefSeq and is a predicted model, not a curated record.
AUGAUUUUGGACUCCAAGGCGAUGCGCCAUCUCACGGCGGAGGACUGGCGUGUCCUCGCCGCAGUCGAGACAGGCUCCAAGAACCACGAACUCGUUCCCACUCCGAUAAUCGAGCGGCUUUCACGGCUACGAGGCGGCGUGUCAGGUGUGCACAAGUCCAUCUCGGCCCUGGCCAAGACGGGCCUCAUCGCAAAAAUGAAGGAGGCAAAGUACGACGGCUAUCGGCUCACCUACGGUGGGCUCGACUACCUGGCCCUGCACCAGUACGCCUCGCAGAACUUUGUCUACAGCGUGGGGAGCCGCAUUGGUGUGGGAAAAGAAAGCGACAUCAUGAUUGUGGCGGACAACAAGGGGACGCAGAAGGUGCUCAAAAUCCACCGCCUGGGUCGGAUCAGUUUCCGUACCGUCAAGGCCAACCGGGACUACCUGCGCCGUAAGAACCAUAACAACGGCGGCGGUGGCAGUGGCUGGAUGUACCUGAGCCGCCUGGCGGCCAUGAAGGAAUAUGCCUUCAUGCAGGCCUUGCGCGAGGAGGGAUUUCCCGUGCCCGAACCAAUAGCUCAAAGCCGCCAUACCAUCGUCAUGAGUUUGAUCGAUGCCUUUCCGUUGCGCCAGAUUUCGCAUGUGGGCGAUCCCGCAACCCUGUACGGCGAGUUGAUGGAAAUGAUCAUGCGGCUAGCGCGGCACGGGCUGAUCCACGGCGAUUUCAACGAGUUCAACAUCUUGCUCAAAGAGGAGACGGUCACAAACAACGAGACGACACCACCUACCGAGACGGUAAAGGUCAUACCCAUCCUGAUCGACUUCCCCCAAAUGGUCUCCAUGGAGCACCAAAAUGCCGAAAUGUACUUUGACCGCGACGUUAACUGCGUGAAACGUUUUUUUGAACGGCGUUUCCACUUUGUCGGCACCCAGCCCGGCCCCUUCUUUAAGGAUGCGAAAAAGGCGAUGGGUCAGCGUGGCGCCAAGAGGCUCGAUGCCCUAGUGGAAGCCUCCGGUUUUACCAAGAAAAUGUUGAAGGAUCUCGAGGCAGCAAUCAGAGCCCAGCAAGCCGAGGCGCCUGAAGGUGGUGGCUCGGCCGAUGAGGAGGCAUAUGAAGAUGAAGAAGAUGAUGAUAAUGAUGAAGAAGAGCAAGAAGCCGAUGAGGGUGAAUUAGAAGAAGAGGAGCCUGCCGCUACCGGUUCCAACGCUCCAGAUAUGGCCAGAUUGUCCAUUGGUGAUCAGACAUGA